CGGUUCUGGGAGUAUCUUCUGGAAAACAAAGGUGCAUGCUUAUCAGCUCAGCAGGGUUGGUUUUGUAGAAGCUUGGAAGAGCACCCACCAUCGCCAACGUCCUCUCACAACAUCCUCUCACUUCGAGUACGCUGCGGCAUCCAUGGACUGCUGUUGAUGUGUUGAUGGUGGUGCACCUGAUCAUUAUUAGUGAAUGAGAAUCAUCAAGUCCAUUGUAGUUUUGUCUGUUACCGAUAGAAUUGUGUGAAGAAAGAAAGGAAAAUGGAGGAUCCAACCAUGGACAGUAAUCACAAUGAGACGAUCUUGCGUCCCGACCAUGUUCCGUCGCAGUCGACCGCCGCGGAUGAUACAGCUGCUGCCGUGGCAGUACCGUCCAUGCCACAACCGGUAGCACCGUUGCCGACGACUGCCGUGGAUGGACAGGGCAUGUGGCGCGCUUGGACUCGUGUCUUUGAGAAACCUUCUGCCGCUCUCUUGGAUCUUUUGGACAAUUCCUUUGAUGCCGCUCUGCAUGCCGAUUUUCAAGGACGGGUCGUCAUGGACUGUCUUUUGACAGAGGAACAACAGCAACAGCAAGACACACAAGUUCCAGCUACCUGCACGGGUAUUACCAUUAUGAACAAUAGCAAAUUCGAAAUCAAGAGUCUCGAAGAAGCUUUGACCGUCUACAAAUCCACCAAGAAUGCUGAGCAGGAAGACGAGCAAGAAGAAGACGACAAUAAGAGCACGGAAGAAGGAUCGUCGUCACGCAAAACUGUGAUUGGGGAAAAUGGAGUCGGCCUCAAACACGGCUGUGCGACGCUCUCGGAUACGUCCUUUGUAUUGACACGCAACCAUACAACGAUUCAAGUGGGUGUCAUUGCCAAAUCUCUACAGUCAGUCAGGGGAGUGUAUUUGCCCUCGUUUACGUUCGAGUUGGAGCAACAACAAGCCGACAACAAUGAAGAUCAGGACGGACAAAUCUACCAACACAUUAAUGACAUGAUUGAUAUUCAACCUCGCAUGGGGGACGUGUUGGCACAAUCGUUGGGAGAAGGUGAACUUCACAAGGGCAUUACCCUGUUGGCCCAGCGCAUUCAAAUCAUGUCGUGGAGUGACGAUUGGCAGCACGAAGAUCACGUCUUUCAGCUCUUACUGUGUCAUUUGCAUCACCUCGGCGAGAUUGAAAUCAUUGAUGUGGACAACCCGGAAGCGAGUGACAUUAUCUCGGCCAAGGCAUUCUUGGACGAAAUUCAAGCCAUGCUCCCCGAAUAUUACAUUAAUAUCCCGUCGACCUUUGAUUUUCGGAUUGAUGGAGAACGCAUCCACUUUUCGUUUUGGCAGCAUCGAUUGGUGGAAUUGACGCACUUUCCAAUUCAUGUUCCCAAAGAAAACAAUUUGGAUGACUACCAGGCUAGUUCGGAUUGGAUUCGAGAGGGCUAUCCACUCAACAUUUACUGCGGAUUUGAUGCCCAACGGGUGGAUUGGGAUGUCCACAAUGGAAGCGUUUCACCCUGCAUGAUGUACAUUUAUAGUCGACAAGCGGGACGUCUCAUCAAGAUUGAUGAUGAUGCGCGUCUAUUGUUGAAUCUUUGCGCCAGUGGGUCGGAUUAUAUGCAAGGAUUGACGAUCAUUAUUGAUGAUUAUACCGCCAAUCUACCGCUCCAACCUACCAAAGAUGGGAUUGCCUGGUCGGAAAAUAGAGGUGGCGAUGUCCACAGGACCAAUCUGCUGGCAUGGGCGGGUGCUGUGGCGCAAUGCUUUUGGAAGGAAAAUUUCAAAAAGUUUGAUACCAAGUCGACUGGUGGCAGAGCGAAACUCAUGUUGAAAAGAGUGAUUCGGUCGUUUGCGGUCGAUCAGCUUGAAGACCUGGAACAAUGCCUGGAACAAGAACACGGUGACGAUGAUGAUGACGAUGAGGAGGACAACAACAAGGAGAAAGCUGCUGCUAGAAAGAGAAAGCAAAAGAAAGUGGCAGAAGAAAUGGCCAACGCUGACUUUAAUCGCUACGAAAACGUCAGGUGGAGAAAAGACCUCAACAAAUUUAAAAAGUUGGUCAUUCGACGGGUCCCUCGUGUUAGUGGCUUCAAUAUCAAAAAGGGAAGUGACACUUUGUACGAGAUUACACCUGCACGGAUUGAAGAAGUAAAGACCAAUGCCAAGGCGGAACGACUGGGCAGCAUCCCCCGGCCGAAAAAGCAAGGACCCAGAAAGCGCAAGUACACCAUUUCCAUAGAGCCCAAGCCAACGAAAGCGUCUGCUGCAGAGGCCAAGAGCAAGAGCAAUAAUAACAAGAAUGACGACGACAACGUGGACAGCACCGAGGUUGCUGGGAAGCGACAAAGGCGCUCACGUUCCACCCCUAUUCAAUACACCGAUCCCGUUAGUGACCAAGGUGAGGAUUCUGAAGACCUGAUCGAAUACACCGUACCCGUUCGCAAAAGCACGAGGAAGAGAAAGGCCACCCGCAAGGCAGCAACUCGUCGCAAGAAAUCCGUGACUGAUGUGGCUGACGACGACAGCGACAAUGAAGCGGAACCGGUUGCCGCCGCGAAUCCUGAUACAUCCAUUUUGGAGCAGAAGUUGCUCGAGUCAGACAUUCUAUUGAAGCAAGAACAACUGAGGAGUAUCAAAGCUGAACGUGCGUUGCAAGAAGGGAAGGAUUUGGUUGCGAAACUACAGGCAAAGCUUGAACGAUACCAGGGAAAGCCACCACCCCCCGGUUAUCAACCCGAUGAUGAUUCAACCUUACGGGAGGAGUUAAACCGCGUGAAGGAAGAGCGAAACAGCUACAAGCACCGGCUGGAUGCCAGAAUUGAUCAAGGAGCCAGAGUGCAGGAGCUCUACAGACAAAACAAACUACUUCGAGAACAACUGCAAGAGCAAGGGGGAGAACCCAUGUCUGUGUUGCUCAAACGAGUGGACAAGCUGGAAGCAAGAAUCAAGAGGCGUGAUAUGACAAUUCUCAAGUUGGAACAAGCGGCACCCAAUGACACCUUGUCCACUGCUGAACCUGUUGCAGCUGUGAGCCCCGAAAAGGCCACGGACGGUGAAAUCAUCCAAUCCAUUUGAAUGGCCAAAGAAUCUCACGGACCCCACGACAGCCCACGCACCAUGAAGCUAUACAAUCCUGUUUCACCCAACAAUUCGAUUUAAGCAAAACAUCUAUAGGAAACCUUCUUUCCUUCUAUCAUAAUUCGUGCUGCAUUUGUGGUGAAGGGAGUUCGGUGAUGCUGUCAACAACAUGAACAUACCGGUACAGUACAAGCGUAUGUUUUGUACCGAGGGAGACUGGCUGCUCUUUUGAGCCCAUGAACCUUUGAACACGCCUUGGUUCUCGGUUUGCUUCUUGUACUCAUCGCCCUGUUUGACUGCGUCCUUCGAGCCAGUUUCGUCACCACCAGAGAUUGAAUCCAGCGGAGACACACACCGCUGUUUGUAUUGUCCUCAAACUACCUAAUUUGGACCCCAGCUCAUGUAAGAAGGACUAGCACAAGUUUUGCUCUUGAUGACAGAUUGGUCGGAUGUGGGUGUUAGUAACUG
This is a messenger RNA of Seminavis robusta, 3522 nucleotides long. NCBI's taxonomy places the organism in Eukaryota, Bacillariophyta, Bacillariophyceae, Naviculales, Naviculaceae. The record is from the annotation of a GenBank genome assembly.